Messenger RNA from Abrus precatorius (Indian licorice), 1737 nucleotides. Its product is annotated as carotenoid 9,10(9',10')-cleavage dioxygenase-like. The coding region runs from base 1 to 1737 and encodes 578 amino acids. The record is from RefSeq and is a predicted model, not a curated record. Gene Ontology annotation, molecular function: carotenoid dioxygenase activity. Gene Ontology annotation, cellular component: chloroplast stroma. Gene Ontology annotation, biological process: carotene catabolic process. The transcript is spliced from 13 exons. Lineage: Eukaryota; Viridiplantae; Streptophyta; Magnoliopsida; Fabales; Fabaceae.
AUGGCCACUUCAUAUAAUGCAUUCCUAGUGAAUUGCUCCAUUCAGGAAAGACCCUCUCAUGUUUCAGACAAUUCUCGACCUAACAACCUUCCACCCUUCCAUGCCUUAAAGCCAAUCAAGAAAGUUCUGGCUAUAGUCCCUUGGCAAAUUGAUGUUCCCAAAGCUAUGACAAAUACUGCAGCUAAAUUACUUGACGCUUUUGUUGAUUCCUUCUUUGAAUUCAUUGACCAACCAUUGCUUCCAUCUCAGAGUAACUUUGCUCCAGCGGAGGAAUUGGGGGAAGCCAUACUUGUGAGCAGCAUUCAAGGACAAAUUCCAUAUAAUUUUCCAGAAGGUGUCUACGUUAGAAACGGACCAAAUCCACUUUUUGGAGGACUGAAAUCAACAAAUUCCAUGUUUGGGAGGUCAAGACACAUUUGGGUGGAAGGAGAGGGAAUGAUUCAUGCAUUGUAUUUUGAAAAAUCAAGUAAUGGGAAUUGGACAGUUCUCUACAACAAGAAGCACGUUGAAACCGAAACAUAUAAACUUGAGAAACAACGAAGCAAACCAUCGUUUCUACCGGCCAUAGAAGGCGAUUCACUGGCCAUUUUGUCUGCUUAUCUGCUAAACUGGUUGAGAUUUGGCAAAGUAAACAAGUACAUCAGCAACACAAAUGUCUUUGAGCAUUCAGGGAAGUUUUAUUCGGUUGCUGAAAAUCACAUCCCUCAAGAGAUUGAUAUCUUUACCCUGAAAACUUCAAAAAAUUGGGAUGUCAACGGAGCCUGGAAUCGACCAUUUACCAGCCAUCCAAAGAAAGCUCCAGGUACAGAAGAGCUAGUUACAUUGGGGGUUGCAGCAACAAAACCUUUUGCCGUUGUUGGAAUUAUUUCUGCUGAUGGAAAGAAAUUGGUUCAUAAAGUUGAUCUCAAAUUAAACAGGUGCAGUCUAUGCCAUGAAAUAGGUGUUACAAAGAGGUACAAUGUGAUAUUGGAUUUUCCACUAACCAUUGAUCUAAACAGACUUCUUAAAGGAGGCUCCUUAAUAAAGUUUAGUAAGGAGGAAUACGCGAGGAUUGGAGUAAUGCCACGCUAUGGUGAUGCCAACUCAAUCAAAUGGUUUGAGGUGGAACCUAAUUGCACUUUUCACAUCAUCAAUUCUUUUGAGGAUGGUCACGAGGUUGUAGUAAGGGGCUGCAGAUCUCUUGAUUCACUAAUUCCUAGACCUGACCCGAGCUUGGAGGAAUUUGAGUGGUUAUCUCGUUGUUAUGAAUGGAGAUUAAAUAUGCAUACAGGAGAAGUUAAGGAGAGAGAUCUAUGUGGAACGAACGUUGUUUAUAUGGAUUUUCCCAUGAUCAAUGGAAACUUGAUAGGUAUUAAAAAUAAAUAUGCAUACACACAAGUAGUUGAUCCCAUUGCAAGCUCUACUCAAGGUGUGCCAAAAUAUGGAGGUUUAGCGAAGCUCUAUUUUGAGGAAUCAUGUGCAGAGUUCUCAAUGCAACCUGUAAGGGUGAAAUGUCAUACAUUUGAGAAGAAUACAUUUUGCAGUGGAGCUGCCUUUGUCCCUAAAGAUGGGGGUGUUGAAGAAGAUGAUGGUUGGAUCAUAACUUUUGUUCACAAUGAAGAUACUAGCACAUCUGAAGUUCAUAUAAUCGACACAAAGAAGUUUUCUGAUGAGACGGUUGCCAAAAUUACAAUGCCUCGCAGAGUGCCAUAUGGGUUUCAUGGAGCUUUCAUGCCAAUCUCAUUUCAGUCACAGUAG